Molecule: messenger RNA, 1350 nt
Organism: Harpia harpyja (harpy eagle)
Lineage: Eukaryota; Metazoa; Chordata; Aves; Accipitriformes; Accipitridae
Product: opioid-binding protein/cell adhesion molecule homolog
Exons: 8
Coding region: 424-1335 (303 amino acids)
Cellular component (GO): neuron projection
Source: RefSeq, a predicted model, not a curated record
AGGGGGGGAAGCAGCCGCUCCCCAGAUCUCAGUUUGCGGAGCCGAGGAGCAUCGCUGGUUCUGCCUCGCGUCCUGGGCGGCGGGGACGUCGCCUGCAGCUCCGUGGGGAAGUUUCGAUCUUGCGACAGAAUCGGCAUUUUGGGGAGCUUUUGGGGUUUUGGUUUUUUUUUUUUUUUCUUCCCCGUCUUCGUUUUCCUUCUUCCUCUAUUAUUUAAACGAAAGAGCAACAGCCGGCAAAGAACCCAACUCCAAGCCCGUUUUGCUCCCCCAGCCUGUUUUUAUGGCCGCCCUCCCUUUCCUGCCAGAGACACUUACGUUUCCUCCUUGGGUUAUAAACUUUUGAUGCCAGAUCUCCGCAGCGUGUGCCCAACUGAAUCUUAAAGAGUGCCCGUGCGCAGCGGAGAUGCCACCUUCCCCAAAGCUAUGGACAACGUGACUGUGCGGCAAGGGGAGAGUGCCACGCUCAGGUGUACCGUGGACGACCGGGUCACGCGGGUAGCCUGGUUGAACCGCAGCACCAUCCUGUAUGCCGGCAAUGACAAGUGGUCUAUAGACAACCGCGUGGUCAUCCUCUCCAACACCAAGACCCAGUACAGCAUCAAGAUACACAACGUGGACGUCUACGACGAGGGCCCCUACACCUGCUCCGUGCAGACAGACAAUCACCCCAAGACUUCGCGUGUCCAUCUCAUUGUGCAAGUCCCCCCCCAGAUCGUCAACAUCUCGUCGGACAUCACCGUGAAUGAGGGCAGCAGCGUGACCCUUAUGUGCCUGGCCUUUGGGAGACCGGAGCCCACCGUCACGUGGCGGCACCUCUCUGGGAAAGGGCAGGGCUUUGUGAGCGAGGAUGAGUACCUGGAGAUCACGGGCAUCACGCGGGAGCAGUCCGGGGAGUACGAGUGCAGUGCCGUCAAUGACGUGGCCAUCCCGGACGUGCGGAAAGUCAAAGUCACCGUCAACUACCCGCCGUACAUUUCCAACGCCAAGAACACGGGCGCCUCGGUGGGCCAGAAGGGCAUCCUGCAGUGUGAGGCCUCGGCCGUCCCCGUGGCGGAGUUUCAGUGGUUCAAGGAGGACACCAGGUUAGCGAACGGGUUGGAGGGCGUGCGGAUCGAGAGCAAGGGUCGCCUGUCGACGCUGACCUUCUUCAACGUCUCAGAGAAGGACUACGGCAACUACACGUGCGUGGCCACGAACAAGCUGGGCAACACCAACGCCAGCAUCAUCCUGUACGGGCCUGGAGCAGUGCACGAUGGCGGCAAUGCGGCAUCCCGGGCAGCUGCCGGCCUCUGCCUCUGGGCCACCCUCCUCGCUCGUCUCCUCCUCGACUUUUGAUAAGAGAGCGGAGGG